AUGGCAAGUGUUGUUAAUACAAAUACAGUCAACUUCUUAGAAAGAAAGAGACUGAACUGUCAUGACACUGAUAUUGCUGAUAUCUGGCAAAGACUGCAAGAUCUUUACAUUAAGAGGCAAUACAGAUUGUGGCAUCAGUUAACGUUGGAAUUAAAUUCGUUUAUGAAUUCGAGUUAUUUUAAUUCGGGAGAUGAACUACUAGAGAUAUACCAACAAUUUAUUUCAGAUAUCGAAUUAAGACUUGGAGUAUUCGAUACAUCUGUUAGAAGGGGUCCUCGAAAAGCAAUUAAUAAAAGACCUUUACAUAAAAGAAUUCGAACAUUUCAGGUCAAUAAAGACGUCGAAUCAAUUGUAUUAUGCAAGACCGCCAUAGGAAGAAUAUAUUUGGCAAGGAAUGACCUGAAUUCUGUCAAGAGGGUUGUUGAUGAAACUGCACCCCUAUUGGACGAAAUGCAAGGGAUUACAUCAGUACAUGCCCAGUACUAUGAUCUGUGUAGCAAAUGUUGUAAGAUGCAAGGAGAUUUUUCAGGGUACUUUGCUGAUGCAUUGAGAUUUUUAGGUUGCAUUGACUUAAAAGAUAUGACAUUGGAUGAACAAAAAGCUCGAGCACGUGACCUUUCCUUUGCCGCACUGUUGGCGGAUAAUUUAUUUAAUCUUGGGGAACUGCUCGUUCAUCCAAUAUUAAAUUCUUUACGUAAAACUAAUGAUGAAUGGAUCAUAAGAAUGCUGUUAGCCUUUAAUAAAGGAGAUCAUGAAUCUUUUGAGAAUUUGAAACCGUACUGGAAGGAACAGACCGAAUUAGCUCAAAAUGAAGGGAGCUUACGACAAAAGCUGGCCCUAUUUGGCCUAGUUGAGCUAACAUUUCAUAAACCGGCCAAUAAUCGAGUUCUAAGUUUUAAAGAAAUUUCUCACUUUACGAAAACACCAUUAGGCUCGGUUGAGAUGCUUGUCAUGAAAGCUUUUGCUCGUGGUUUACUUGAAGGCAAAAUCAAUCAAGUAUUUGAAAGAGCUGAAAUGAUAUGGGUCCGGCCUAGAGUACUCGAUCUAUCACAGCUAACCGAAUUGAAAGAACAGAUAAGCAGUUGGUCCGAUAAAGUUAGAAAAACAGUUUCAAAUAUUGAAGAAAAGUCCCCUGAAGUUGUUGCCUAA
Trichoplax adhaerens is the source of this 1149-nucleotide messenger RNA. RefSeq lists its product as uncharacterized. Lineage: Eukaryota; Metazoa; Placozoa; Uniplacotomia; Trichoplacea; Trichoplacidae. The record is from RefSeq and is a predicted model, not a curated record. Bases 1 to 1149 code for a protein of 382 amino acids. Gene Ontology annotation, biological process: ubiquitin-dependent protein catabolic process. Gene Ontology annotation, cellular component: proteasome regulatory particle, lid subcomplex; nucleus; cytosol. Gene Ontology annotation, molecular function: structural molecule activity. The transcript is spliced from 15 exons.